Molecule: messenger RNA, 2047 nt
Organism: Phragmites australis (common reed)
Lineage: Eukaryota; Viridiplantae; Streptophyta; Magnoliopsida; Poales; Poaceae
Product: protein RETICULATA-RELATED 1, chloroplastic-like
Exons: 8
Coding region: 88-1671 (527 amino acids)
Biological process (GO): plant organ development
Cellular component (GO): chloroplast inner membrane
Source: RefSeq, a predicted model, not a curated record
AGAUAGCCUCCUCUUUCGAUAAAGCCCCCUGACGGAACGGCGCCAAGGGCCACCACCAACCCUCCCCUCGCCUCGCCUCCGCCUCCCAUGGCGUGCCUCGCCGCCUUGCACCCUACCCUCUCCCACGCCCACACCCACCGCCACCCCGCCCGCCCAAACCCCACCACCGGCCUCCUCCGUCUCCUCCCCUCCCGCCGCCGCCCUCGCCCCCGCACGGCCGUCCGCCUCGCCGUCUCCGCCUCCUCCACCAACCCCGCGCCGUCGCCCUCGGCCGAUCGGUCGGAGUCGGCCGCGUCGUCCCUGGAGCGAUGCCUCUCGGCGACGGCCACGGGGGCGGGGGCCGGGGCGGCGCCGGCCUGCGCUCCGCCGGCAAUGAAGGGGGGACGAAAACAGUACGGCGCGUUCGGGGCCGUCACGCUCGAGAAGGCCAAGCUCGACCUCUCCCAGCGCCGCAAGAAGAUCAUGCCCGAGCUGGCAACAGGUGGUGGUGGUGGGGACAUUGGAAAAAGGAUUGGUCAUGGUGGGGGUGAUGGUGGAGAUGAUGAUGGCGAUGAUGAUGAUUACUUUGAUGAUUUUGAUGAUGGAGAGGAAGAGGAAGGUGGACUUUUCAGGAGGCGAAUUGUUGUACAAGAGCUUUUCAAUAGAGAGUUUGUAGAAGCUGUGCUGCAAGAAUGGUGCAAAACAAUGAGUAAUUUGCCUGCUGGUCUUCGCCAAGCUUAUGAGAUGGGUUUGGUGAGUUCUGCUCAGAUGGUGCGGUACUUGUCAGUAUUUGCAAGGCCUACAAAUACCAGGUCCUUUUCAAGAACUCUUCCAGGAUGGCUUUCCAGAGGCCUCGUUGGAAGAACACUUGCAGAUCCAUCAUUCCCACAUAAGAUGGCCUUUGAGUUCAUGGCUACCUUUUUCUCAUCUGUUUGGUGGGAGAUGAAUAUUCGCAAGGAUAGGUUUCAGCAAGAAUGGGAUUUGGUGGUUGUUAAUGCUUUCACUGCAUCUUGUUGCAACUUGAUGGUUCUUGGGCUUUUGGCACCAUGCCGUUCAUAUGGGAGUACAUCUCGAUUUGACUUCCAAAAUGCAAUUGAGAAACUUCCAAACAACGUAUUUGAGAAGAGCUAUCCUUUGAGAGAGUUUGAUCUACCAAAACGAAUCAGUGCGUUCUUUUACAAGGCUGCUGAGCUUAGCUUGGUUGGGGUUGUUGCUGGCUCUGUUCAAGGUGGUCUGUCAAAUGCCUUGUCAGCAAGAAAAGAAAAGCUAUCGGUGAGCAUUCCUUCUGUCAGUACCAAUGCCCUUGGCUAUGGAGCUUUCCUGGGACUCUAUGCGAACCUGCGGUAUCAAUUAUUGUGUGGACUAGACCAAUACAUGAUCAAGCGCUUUGAUGUUUUGGGUGUGGCGAUCUUCUUUAGCACAGCUGCAAGGCUGACGAAUAUUCAGAUUGGUGAGGCAUCAAGGCGCACAUGGCUUGGGGAGGAAGCUGAUCCACAGUACUCAGACCGACUACUUAGAGCAUACAAGAGACCUGUCGAGGUUGUGGACCAACAUGAAUCAAGGUGGUUUAUAUCCAAGGAUUCAAUCGUAUCUGGCCUCGGUCUUCUUGGCAUCAAGCAGGGUGGACCUGAGGCAGCAUUGUCCAAGCCUCGCCGAAAGAGAGUCAUCCGUAAAAAAGUCGCCUCAGGUUGAACUUAGUGGAUGUGGUAGCAAUGCUGGAACAAUUUUGCCUCAGUUGCACUAUGCCGUAUGGAGUUCUACUAAGCGUGGUAAACGAUAAAAGCUGUCAUUGUCAACCAUCGUGCAGUGUAUCAGCAAAGGCAUCGAAGGGUUGUAAACUGGAAGGGGGUUGGUUCAAAGUUGUAGGGCCAUUACCAUUUUGCAUCCUUUUUCCCAUCCUUUUUGUCUCUUUCGGAAAGAACACGUAUCUCAUUUGCUUGUACUGUUGUGAGCCAAAUAGACACGCAUAGUGGUAGUCUUGGAGAUUGUUAAAUACAAUGUCCUUAACAAGAGAAAGGGAUACUGCAUUUUUUAUUUAGUUCACAUUGCCGUCAGGCACUUGCUUGAA